AUGGCCUUUCCCCUCCCGCGGGGCAUCACGCCCUCGGAAAUCGCCUUUCUCGCGGAGAUGGAGAUGGUGACGGUGGUGCCUCGGCAGCGCCUAGAGGGGCUUGAACUACUCGGGGGCCUGGUAGAACCUCUCGUCCCUCCGCGACGCGCCUCCAUUCCUCUGUGGCUCGCCCUCCUCCUCAAACGCCAACGCCGCGCCAACAUCAUGCCUCCCGCAUGGCUGCACCCAGAGCCACUCGGCCUCAUCCUCGAGGUCGAGUCCCAGCACCAAGACUACAAAAAUGCCUUCUCGCCGCCUCCUCCGCUACCGGGCCAGCCCAGUGUCCGAGACCGCGACCUUGAACCAACUGCUCGGCCGCAGUAUACCCCAGACGGCGACCGGUACUACGCGGCGCCGCCGUUUCUGCCCCAGAAUACUGCACAGCCCGUGUCGUCGUUCUCGAGAGAGCCGCCCGCGUUGCCCUUCCAUUGGGUCGAGGUGAGCAAUAUGCUGCUCGACGCCGCGAGUGAUGAUCUCGUGGACCCGGACCAGAUCCGGCGACAACUGAAAGAUCUGCGUGAGGUGCGCAUGGCUAAAAUGAGAUCUGGUGUUGAUGUGCUGGACGCUGCAGCGACUGGUGGCGGAGGCGUUGCGCUGACAGGUGUUGGCGCAAUGGAAGUUGGAGAAGAGCGAGGGUUCGUGGCCGGCGUGGUAGAUAAUCUUCGGAAAAUCGGUGCGUCCAAAGAACAAGCGCGGCGAGAGCAAAUGGCCGAGCAAAGGGCAAACGGCGGCUAUGAUGGCACUCAGGACGAGGAGGAGGAUUACAUGGAAUUUUAG
Penicillium alfredii is the source of this 816-nucleotide messenger RNA. RefSeq names its product DNA replication protein PSF2 (gene psf2). NCBI's taxonomy places the organism in Eukaryota, Fungi, Ascomycota, Eurotiomycetes, Eurotiales, Aspergillaceae. Gene Ontology annotation, biological process: DNA replication; double-strand break repair via break-induced replication. The record is from RefSeq and is a predicted model, not a curated record. The coding region runs from base 1 to 816 and encodes 271 amino acids. The transcript is spliced from 3 exons. Gene Ontology annotation, cellular component: GINS complex; nucleus.